Saccostrea echinata is the source of this 2571-nucleotide messenger RNA. RefSeq lists its product as uncharacterized. The record is from RefSeq and is a predicted model, not a curated record. The transcript is spliced from 13 exons. Gene Ontology annotation, cellular component: plasma membrane. Gene Ontology annotation, molecular function: urea transmembrane transporter activity. NCBI's taxonomy places the organism in Eukaryota, Metazoa, Mollusca, Bivalvia, Ostreida, Ostreidae. Gene Ontology annotation, biological process: urea transmembrane transport. Bases 1 to 2382 code for a protein of 793 amino acids.
AUGUUUACCAUCUUCAAUAAUUCGGUGUGUGGAUCUCUAAUAAAUGACCAUGCGUCUUCGAUAAAUGGUGUAUCUACUGGAAUUCAGGGUUCACUGAAGAUAACCGAGGCUUUCUGGCUAAUACUAGGCUUCGGGUUUUUUGCUUCUUUACUAGCGGUUGGAUUCAGCGCCAUAAGGAAAUAUAUAUACAAGGACAAGAAUUCCUUGGAUGUGUCUUUUGAUGCUGGUGGGAAUGUGAACGCUGGACUGACUGCCACUACUCUGGUAUCCCAGUGGACCUGGGCAGCCACUUUGCUGCAGUCCGCAACCGUUGGUAGUAAGUACGGUAUUAGCGGCCCAUUUUGGUAUGCAGCUGGAGCUUCUAUACAAAUGUUGCUGUUUUCCAUGGUGUCUGUUCAAUUGAAGAUUCGAGCUCCUGGUGCCAAAACUUUUCUCCAAGUGAUUAAGGCCAGGUUUGGGUCAAGGACACAUAAAAUUUACUGUGCCUUCGCCCUGAUGACCAACGUCAUUGUGACAGCUAUGUUGAUGCUUGGGGGCGCUGCAGUGAUGAAGAGCCUUGUCCAUGACAUCAGCGUGGAAUACGCCACUCUUCUUGUGACCGCCGUUAUUGGGGCAUAUACUUUCAUAGGUGGACUCGGUGGUACCUUUUAUGUAUCGUACUUCAACACUGGAAUAAUCUACAUCCUCAUAAUGGUUUUCGUCAUGAAUGUGUUCAAUGAUGAAAAGAGUACAGGCUCAUUGGGAAAGGUAGAAAAAGUCUACGCCCUAGUCUCGUGUAGCAAAGGACCAGACGAUAAUUAUCAGAACAGUUUCCUCACUAUUCAGUCUAAACAAGGCCUCAUGUUUGGAAUAAUCAAUAUUGUGGGAAAUUUUGGGACAAUUUUCGUAGACCAGUCCUAUUGGCAGAGUAGUGUUGCUGCCAAGCCAAAGCAAGGUGUAAUAGGGAUUUUAGCGGGUGGUCUUUGUUGGUUUGCCAUUCCUUUUGGUCUUGCCACAACAACCUCUUUAGCUUACAUAGCCUUAAGCGCCAGCCAGAAUCAAGCUCUACUGAAUGACGCAGACGUUGAUGCAGGUUUAGUUCCGGUUAUUGUAGCCCAGAAAAUAUUGGGACGUUCUGGAGAACUUAUGAUUAUAAUUAUGAUACUGAUGGCUGUGACGUCGACAGGGUCAGCAGAAAUUAUGGCAGUAUCGUCCAUUUUAAUUUACGAUGUUUAUCAGCUUUACUUGAAGCCAUAUAGGCUGGUUACAGACGCUAAUAGCUGCAUUUUAUGUGGACGUAGUCGGGGACGUUUAGCAAACCCACGUGACAAAUGUAAAUGUGAAAGCAUGAUGUAUUGCAGUGCCUGUUCCGACGACGAUAAAGAGCGGCAGUUAUGCAAGAAGGCAAUCAAGCCGCGAUAUAAAUGCGCCACACAUGGUUCCUUCAGGGAGUACUGCGACUAUCUUGGACAACUGAAGAAUUGGUGCCUGCUGUGGAGCACACUUGCUAUUCUACCGCUCACUAUAACACUUAAUUUGCUCGGAUUGAGUCUUGGAUGGGUUUAUUUAUUCAUGGGGAUUCUGAUCGGAUCUGCUGUCGUACCAAUAGCACUCUGCAUGUGCUGGGAAAGACUAACUGGAAGUGGAAUGGUUGCCGGUGCAGUUUCUGGAACUGUAUUGGCUCUAAUCACGUGGUUAUCUGUUGCUGCAUCCAACAAAGGCGGUCUCAGUCCAGAAAAGUUUUUUGAAAAUACAGGUAAGGAAAACGCUAUGCUGGCCGGGAAUUUAAUGGGCAUUUUGUCAAGCAGCAUCAUCACACCGGUAGUCAGUAUUCUGACAUCAACGAACGGAGUACGAAAUGCUUCAGAAAUUUGGGAAAAUACCAGAGAUAUCGAUAAUCCUCUUAGUCCUUGGACGGAACGUUAUGCAAAGGAUCUGAAGUUGAGCGCAGCUCAUCAGCUGGACAAUAGACCAUCAUAUGAAGACGUGUUUUCUUCUCUCAGGUCCGCGCGUCUUUUAGCCAAUGGAUGUUCUCCAAUUCUCACAAUACUUCUAGUUUUUAUUUGGCCCAGUCUAAUGCUUUUAGAAGGUGUUCUUGAUUUAGCAGCUUUCAGAAGAUGGAUCUAUUUAGCAAUGACUUGGUCUCUGUGUGCCACAAUCUUUAUAAUUAUUGCCCCUCUUGUGUACGAAGGCAUUGACCUAAGAAACGCUGUGAAGCAAAUGAAAAAUGUUCAUCCUUCCAAUGUGCGCUCUUUGGGUGCAGCGAAAGAUAACUGUAAUGGAGUCAACAUUAAAAAGACCAACCAAGUGCAUAUUUCACCUGUGAAACAAAGUUUUUCAGAUCCAAGACUCAUUAAACAAAGCAGUAGCUGUAAUUCAAUUUUAGCAACCCAGGAAAUAUAGGAAUGUUGUCCGAGUUAUAAAGGCAAAGCCGUUCUUUGAAAAUAGGCGUUCAUUUCCGUAUCUAUCAACAAAGCUACGCAGAAUUUUUAAACUGUUACAAGAAGUAUUUUUGAGAAUAGAAAAGUCAUGUCCGUUUUGUUGGAAUUGCUGACGAUUUUAAUCUUACUGUUACAAAUAUUUGAUGAUUUU